Molecule: messenger RNA, 762 nt
Organism: Colletotrichum godetiae
Lineage: Eukaryota; Fungi; Ascomycota; Sordariomycetes; Glomerellales; Glomerellaceae
Exons: 4
Coding region: 1-762 (253 amino acids)
Molecular function (GO): protein binding
Source: RefSeq, a predicted model, not a curated record
AUGUCUACCUUGGGUCUCCAGGUCAUGAUCUCAUGUCUAAGUUUUCGCACGAACACUGGGUCCGUCCCGACACCUAUAAAGAACAUGACUUUGCUGGUCGAGUGGCUUCUGGAACACGGCGCCGACCCGAACAUGUGCGACAAGAAAGGCUUCUCGCCCCUCCACUACGCAGUCUUCUGGCUCGAUGCCCGGGCCAUCGAGCUUCUCCUCCAUUAUGGCGCUCGGAUCAAGCGUAAGGACGAGUUGAAGGUCAUUAAUGCCCUCCUCAGUGGCAUCUACACCAGGAAACACCAUGAAGAGUCACAGUGUAACAGCCUACACCCCAGCAUGUGGGUGAGGAUGGUGCAGAAUGUCGACUUACACCUCGCGUCGAGUCAUUACAUCGGCAGCAGCUGCAUCGAGCACUGGCAGCCCGGCACGUCACUGCCCGCAUGUACGGUCCACCGCGAGUAUCAUUCUUGGUGGAUCUCGGAGAGAAAAGAACAAUUGGUGCAUCCGGAGCUCGUCAAGCGGUGGGGAGGUCUGCGUAAAGCUCUGCGCGGAGUACCGAAGAGCGCAAGAGGAAGAUCUUGUUUGGGACUGGGCGAUGGCGACGUACCAGAGUCCUUGGUUUCUGAACGAGAUCAAGCGGCUCAGUGGAAAGGCUGGCGAUUAUCGGCCUGGGGUUCAUAUGGACAUCACCGGGCUACCUAUGUGGGAGGGGGGAACAGUGUUUCUGUUAACUUAACGAGCAGUAAUUCUAGUGGAGAUCUCAAGGCCUAA